Molecule: messenger RNA, 1306 nt
Organism: Lactuca sativa (garden lettuce)
Lineage: Eukaryota; Viridiplantae; Streptophyta; Magnoliopsida; Asterales; Asteraceae
Source: RefSeq, a predicted model, not a curated record
UUCAUUUAAUCUAAUCUUUCAGGCUUCUAGCAGUUCAUAAUUUCUGUAAGAUCUUUUUGCCAUACGUUGUGCAUCGAUCAUUUUCUAGAGAGAGAAUCGACCUUCAAGAGACAGAGACAGAUUCUGUGCUCGUGAAUCGGAUCUCUGAUUCCGGCGUUACCUUCGAUGUUCGUUAUAUUAUAAUCAUCAGGAUCAUCGCCUCAUCGGAUUCUUCGUUGUUAUAUUGGUAUCUGUGAAGUCGAGUGCCGGAACUUUUAUGAAUGCUCUGUAGGGUUUCAUGUGAUUGAGCGCUGCUGGUAGUUCGAUUACUUUACCGUAUUCUUGUCAUUUUGAGGGAGCUUUAAAACUUAUAGAUCACACUUUAAGCUUACCUGAAAGAGGUGUGGAUACAGUCUUAUAAAUGGUUCUUUGAUACAGUUUUAAAGAUUUUGCAGGUAUGAAAUAAGAAUUCCAGACAAAAAAUGUGGAGUUUUGGUUCAAAAGCCAUUGCUAGUAACAAAUCUCCAAGACCUAACGAACCACCUUGUUCAGAUUGCUCAGAAUCAGAUGAUGAGAUCUCCAUAGAUAACAACACCCAAGAAGAAGGUGAAGGUCUAGAAUGCCCAAUUUGCUGUGAAUCCUUCAAUAUCGUAGAAAAUGUGCCCUAUGUUUUGUUAUGUGGCCACACCCUGUGUAAAAACUGUGUCCUAGGGUUACAAUCGUCUGUUGUAAAACUCCUCCCAAGUUUCCCAAUUCACCUCCCAUUUUUCAUUUCUUGCCCUUGGUGCAAUAAUUUAUCAUUUCGGAUCCUUUACAAAGGAACCCUCAAGUUUCCUCGCAAGAAUUACUUUCUUGUUUGGAUGGUUGAGAGCUUAAACGGUGAUAGAGUCAUCAAGUCUCAUUCCUCUUAUUUGGACAAUCAUCAUCAUCAUCCUGUUUGUCAAACCGGGUCUGUGGGCCCACGGGUUCAUCAUGACCCACCACCCGAAAGGCUCCAUUUGUCGCUUCGUAAGUCGUUGAUGUUUUUUGUUAAUUUAACGGCUAAGUUUCCGUUGAUUUUUAUGUUUUUGGUUAUUGUUGUUUAUGCGAUUCCUGCAAGUAUAGCAAUAUUGCUUUUGUAUAUUCUUGUCACUAUUCUGUUUGCUGUUCCAUCUUUUCUUGUUUUGUAUUUCGCAUACCCUGGUCUUGAUUGGCUUGUUUCAGAAAUUGUCAAUUAAGUGUGUGCAUUGUUUCUCUUGUUUGUCAAUGUCAACUGUCUUUUCCAUUUCCUGUAUGUAAAAAAGGACAUUUUCUUGUGAAUAUAAUUUAAUGGUGGUUAUAUGUUUUA